CGCUAUGAUCAAACAUUGAAGAGCGCUUGUUUAAUUACAUACAGCAGCACAACAUGGCUUUCAAGCGAAAAACCUCAUCGUCAUUUGGACUGGAGAGAAGAGUGCGACCGAGGAGAGAGGAUGAGUGGGUAGAAGAGCCAGAGAGUCAAGGUUCCUCAAGUGAGGGCGAUGAUGAGGUUGAGGAGGAGGAGGGUAUUCGAGGCGUAUCCGAUGAUGAUGAUGACGAGGGAGAGGAAGAUCAAGAAUCUGAAGAAGGGUCGGAAGAUGAAUCAGAGCCUGAGCAAGACACGCCAAAGAUAGACCUCUCAUCGGUCUCAUUCGGAGCUCUCGCAAAAGCACAAGCAUCACUGCCAUCUGCUGGCCGCAAAUCGAAAUCGAAGAAAUCGACCGAUGAAGACGCUUCAAAAACAGAAACGCCAGCACCCAGGAAAUCCACCAAAUCAAAGGACGACCCCAAGCCCAAACGAUCUUCCAAACACGCCCCCCAAGAACAAACCUCCAAAAAGCCCGUAUCUCGCCGCCGUGAGAUCCUCCCAGAUAACCGGCGCCAAUAUCGCGAUCCUCGCUUCGACCCCCUAGUAGGCCGCGUCGAUGAAGAGAAAGCUAGCAAAGCAUACGCCUUCCUCGACGAAUACCGCGACAAGGAGAUGGCCGACCUUCGCGCCCAGAUCAAGAAGACCAAAGACUCCUACGAGAAGGACAAUCUAAAGCGCCAACUCCAAUCUAUGGAAUCUCGCAAGAAGGCCAACAUGCGAAGACAGGAAGAGGAGAGAUUGCUAAAGGAGCAUCGCCAGAAGGAGAAGGAGCUUGUGGCGCAGGGCAAGACGCCGUUCUACCUGAAGAAGAGCGAGCAGAAGAAGCAGUUGCUUGUUAAUAGAUAUGAGGGCAUGAGCAAGGGACAGGUUGAUAGGGCGAUUGAGAGGAAGAGGAAGAAGGUUGCUGGUAAGGAGAAGAAGGAGUUGGACUUUUUACAAAGAGGUUCUCGACCACGAGGAUAAUCGAGUUACAAGAUCAGAGAGUUUACAUCAGUACAGCGAUUGGGCUUACUAUCUGAGUUGUGUAAAAGACCUCCGAUUGUUUCGGACAGGAGUUCAUACACCAUCGCUUUGACUCCAUUUGUCCACCAACGCAUACGUCAAACAUAGCGAUAUUGCAUUUCAAAACAUCUGCCUUAGUUUUUUACAAGCCACUUAUGACUUAGAUAUGCAUUUCAGCCCACCAUAGCUUCUGAACAUCCCUCCAACGGCCCAACCUUUCCCCUCAGUAAAAAGUUCACAGAAACAGCAAAAGAGAAAACAUACAACAGCGAGGAUUCGCUGGUCGUCACCGACCCAAC
Messenger RNA from Fusarium oxysporum Fo47, 1336 nucleotides. RefSeq lists its product as uncharacterized. Gene Ontology annotation, biological process: maturation of SSU-rRNA from tricistronic rRNA transcript (SSU-rRNA, 5.8S rRNA, LSU-rRNA). The record is from RefSeq and is a predicted model, not a curated record. Gene Ontology annotation, cellular component: 90S preribosome; nucleolus. The transcript has 2 exons. Bases 54 to 998 code for a protein of 314 amino acids. Lineage: Eukaryota; Fungi; Ascomycota; Sordariomycetes; Hypocreales; Nectriaceae.